Messenger RNA from Aspergillus novofumigatus IBT 16806, 1422 nucleotides. RefSeq names its product protein-lysine N-methyltransferase. The transcript has 4 exons. Lineage: Eukaryota; Fungi; Ascomycota; Eurotiomycetes; Eurotiales; Aspergillaceae. The coding region runs from base 28 to 1140 and encodes 370 amino acids. The record is from RefSeq and is a predicted model, not a curated record.
UAAUGGAAGAUAUCGGUCGAAGGCAAUAUGUCCCUUGUGUCAUCCUCCGUUGAGGAUGAUAGUCAGAAUGAUAAUUGCGUCUCCAUCGACGAACUGGUCGCGCAAUAUUUCCAGCAGGUCGAACCCCACCUGCUCGAAUUCCCCGAUGGCAGGACCAUGAUCAAAUCUGCCACUCAGGCAGCGCUCUACGAACGAAUGUUCAACGAGGCGGUUCUGUGGCCGAUCCCUCCCCUGAACUACCGGGCUCGUGUUCUAAAGAAUAUCUUGUCUAUACUGGAAGAGUCCAUUUCGGAUCCUGAGGAGGAUGAGAUCUCAGAUGAUCUCAUGGAAUGCUGGAGCACGCUCGUGACGCAACCAAAGCCAUCAGCUCUCCAGCAAGCCCAGCAACUGGCCUAUGUGAAAUACACAGACCCAGUUCUAGCAUCAGAUGGAGCUCCUCCAGAAGAACAUAGGAGCAACCGCACAAUCAUCACCUCCGAAUCACGCGGUCUGAUCCUCUCCGCAGGAACAACAGGCUUCCGCACCUGGGAAGCAGCCCUGCAUCUGGGCUCGUUUCUCUCCACGCCCGCCGGGCAGGCCCUCGUGCGCGGGAACCGGGUCAUCGAGCUCGGCGCCGGCACGGGCUUCCUAUCCAUGUUCUGCGCGAAACAUCUCGGCGUGCAGAGCGUGGUCGCCACGGACCGCGAGCCGGCCCUCAUCGAGAAUAUCCGCGACUGUAUGCGGCGGAAUGAGCUUGACCCUGCUGUCUUUCAUCCCGCGAUUUGGGAGUGGGGGACGCCCUUGUCCUUGACUCAGGACGGCGAGGGUGAGGGAGAGGGCGACGCCGCGGUGUCAGGCAGCGGUGAUCUGGCCUUUGACGUUGCACUUGGUGCUGAUCUUGUCUACGACGUCGACCUUGUCCCCCUCCUCGUAUCCACCCUCCGCGACCUCUUCGAAAACUACCACCUCCGGGAAUUCAUCAUCUCAGCGACGCUUCGGAACCAGGAUACCUUCCAGACGUUCCUCAAUGCCUGUGAAAUGAACGAGUUCCGGGUGGAGUGCAUGCCGUAUCAGUCUCCUUCUGCGGAGAUGCAAACGGGGUUCUUCCAUUCGACUAGUAUUCCCAUUCGUACGUAUCGGAUAUCCAGGCGUGGGGUAUGACACGCCGUCGCGUUGGGUGGUGGACGUUUCACAUGAUUAAUGAUGAUAUCUCUGGUGUCACGCAUACUCUGUACACUGUCGUGAACAUGUAUAUUAUACUGCCGGCCUCUAAGACGAGAACAGGUAUGUGCCUUGCGGCAAUCUCCAUUUCCCAUUCGAUAAGUGACUACAAAGUGGCAGAUUGGUUUGAGUAAGGCCAUGAAUUGUGGCAUGUAGCUAAGCAUACGCCAUGAGGCAAACGAAACAUAAGAAAUGGGCAGCUGUAGGGGUAUCAUAUAGACC